Oryctolagus cuniculus (rabbit) is the source of this 1811-nucleotide messenger RNA. The record is from RefSeq and is a predicted model, not a curated record. NCBI's taxonomy places the organism in Eukaryota, Metazoa, Chordata, Mammalia, Lagomorpha, Leporidae.
AUGGAAGACCCCUUGGACUUCCAUCCUGCUCUGGACGGGUUCCGCUUCGUGGACGUGAUCGGCCGGGGCGGCUUUGGCCUGGUGAAGCUGGCCCGGCACCUGGCGUCGGGCAAGUACGUGGCAGUGAAGAUCCUCCUGCGAGACUGCUCUCCCAGCAGCCCGCUGUCCGCGCAGGGGGAGGCAGCCAUCCUGAGGAGCCUGCGGCAUGACAACAUCGUGCGGCUGCUGGAGGAGCGGCACACGAGGACGCACCUGUUCCUGGUCAUGGAGCUGGCGACCAAGGGCUCGCUCCAGAGCUACGUGUUUGAGCAGGGCGGCCUGGCUGAGGCCGAGGCCAGGAUCCUGUUCGGCCAGGCGCUGGCCGCCGUGAGCUACUGCCAUGCCCAGCGCGUGGUGCACCGGGACCUCAAGCUGGGCAACCUGCUGCUGGACGAGCACAUGACCAUCAAGCUGGCGGACUUCGGCCUGAGCCUGCGGCUGGAGCAGGGCACGCUGGUAAGGGGCUUCUGGGGGACCCCCGAGUACUGCGCACCGGAGGUUUUCCUCGGGGAGGCCUAUGACGCUUUUAAGGCUGAUGUGUGGAGCCUGGGGGUGGUGCUGUUUGCCAUGCUGGCGGCCACGCUGCCCUUCCGCGGCAAGGACACGGAGGAGCUGCAGGACACGGUGCUGUGUGCCUGCUAUGUGCUGCCGCGUGCCGUCAGCCCGGCCCUGCGGGAGCUGCUGGCUUGGCUGCUCACUGUCGACGCCUCGGGGAGGCCCAGUGCGGAGGACGCCACAACCCACUGGUGGUUCGAUCCCGGCCAAGAAGCUACCCAGGAGGAGAAGGAGGCCGCUGUCACCCUGCUGCAGCCCCUGGGCGUUCCCCGGGACUCAGAGGCCAAGGAGUACCUGGCGGGCCUCGGCCUGCUGCCAGGCACGGGGACUGAGGGGACGCCAGGCCCUCAGCCCCAGGGCCCUGCAUCCCUGCCCAAGUCCUCACAGGGCGGGGAGCGCCUCACCAGAGAGAAGGACCAUUUGUCUCUGGUGUCGGUGUCCUGUGACAGCAUGUCCGUGGAAAUUUCCUCCGCACGAAGCGACUCCUCCGAGGCCUCUAGCCAGCCACAGCAGGAGAGGAGCCCUGCUCCCAGCGCCGCCCCCAACUCCUCCCAGGCCUCCAGCCAGCCACAGCAGGAGAGGAGCCCUGCUCCCAGCGCCGCCCCCAACUCCUCCCAGGCCUCCAGCCAGCCACAGCAGGAGAGGAGCCCUGCUCCUAGUGCCAACCCCAACUCCUCCCAGGCCUCCAGCCAGCCACAGCAGGAGAGGAGCCCUGCUCCCAGCACCACCCCCAACUCCUCCCAGGCCUCCAGCCAGCCACAGCAGGAGAGGAGCCCUGCUCCCAGCGCCGCCCCCAACUCCUCCCAGGCCUCCAGCCAGCCACAGCAAGAGUGGAGCCCUGUUCCCAGCGCCGCCCCUGAGCCAGCCUCCGAAGCGUCGCCCUCCAGCCCCAGUGCCGGGAGCCACGUGGACCUUGCAGAGCCAGAAGCCGCCGCCGCCACAGCCCGUGAGCCCAAGGAUGCUGACACCACAGACACCAAGGCCAGCGCCCAGGGCAAGAGGCAGGGCCGUCGCGGGGUCGGCAGGAGGAUCCUCCGGUUCCUGCUGAGGGCGUGCUGCAUCCUGCCGUCCCGAGGGAGCAGCCCUGGCAGCUGCUGCAGAGUGGUCCCCAAGUAGCCUCGCCCCGCCCCCGUCUCCAGGAGCUAUCCGCUGAGCUGACUGAACUUUUCUUGAGCAUUUGCACAUGCUUCUCAUGAAUAAAAUUCACCAUGUGUGCA